Messenger RNA from Klebsormidium nitens, 1116 nucleotides. Lineage: Eukaryota; Viridiplantae; Streptophyta; Klebsormidiophyceae; Klebsormidiales; Klebsormidiaceae. The record is from the annotation of a GenBank genome assembly.
AUGUCGGGUUCUCGAUUCAAAUCAUGGAUGGGAUAUUCGGACAAGGCGGUGGAAAGUCCGCAAUGCAAGAGUUGCGAGGAAUUGGAGAAGAGACUGAACAACGCGAGGGUGGCCCUCGUUCUAGCCGACAAUUACGCGGAGAGACUCACCCGAGCGCGGGAGGUCUUUGUGCAGAAGCUGGGCGACCAGAUCAAGGGCCCUCUUCACGGUGUGGUGGGAAUCUGCGGUGCUAUGAGAGAGGAGAAUGCACUUCCUCCGGACGCUCGGAUCCAGAUUGGCGUCAUAACCGAGAUGUGCGGCCAGAUCCUCACGACCAUCAACGAACUCUUGCAGCUCGACACGGCGGAGUCCGGGCGCAUGUGCAUGGAAAACGUGUCUUUCGAUCCGAGGAGGAUGACGGACCUCGUCUUCAAGCUGCUCUCGAAGAAGAUGAUCCAGAAACGCGUCGGUCGGUCCAUCGACAUUCACAAGGACGUGCCAAAGAGCCUGGCCGGUGACGUUUCGCGCCUCCGGCAGUGUCUCGUCGAGAUCCAAGAUACCCUCUUGGAAGAGUCGAGGCCCGGAGACGUGUUGGAGUUGAACAUGCGGGUGCUCGAUCCAGAGGAACAGCUCAUAGCCACCAUGCCUCGGUCCAAGAGGUUCAUUCCUUGUCUGUACGAGCUCAAACUGAGGCGAGUACCCCAGCGCGAACUGGCGAAUAUGGAGCAAGUGGACAUCGAGAGGGAGAAGGAGCCCCAGAUCGUACUGAGCGCCGAGUUGGCGCAGGGGUUGAACGGGCGCCUCCUCCGCACGCAGAACUACGCUGCGUUCCACCUGGUGGUCCACUUCCGCCACCCCAUAGGCGGAGCCAAUCCCAGCGUCCGAUACAGCGCGUCCAGGGACCCGGUGACUGCGGACAAGAAAUACACGAUCCUACUGUACGACGAGAACCCGGUCUUCCUGAAGUUGGUGUGCAAGAGCUUGGCUUCCAAGGGUCACGUGGUCGACAUUAUGCGAGACAUCGAGGAGGUCAUAGGAUUGGUGGAAGCUGGGACCGUGCACGAGACGUACGAUUGCGUCCUGGUGGACGCGCGACGGCGAUCGGUGGCCGGGUCCGUCGCGAGUGGGGCCCCCUAG